Marchantia polymorpha subsp. ruderalis is the source of this 2038-nucleotide messenger RNA. The record is from the annotation of a GenBank genome assembly. NCBI's taxonomy places the organism in Eukaryota, Viridiplantae, Streptophyta, Marchantiopsida, Marchantiales, Marchantiaceae.
AUAAGAGUUGCUAACAUUGACAUUCCUGGAAUGCAUUGCAAGGCCCUUCACCUUUCUUCUUCGCAGUACGCAUUGCUCUUGGCCCACUGUCAGACCCCAGUGAAUAAAACAAUGGAAGAAAGGAUGGGUAGAGGUGUGCCCCUUUUCGUAGAACCUGAGCGUCCAGAAGAAGUGGUCGAACGGAUAGUGUAUCUGCUGGAGAAUGUGAAAGAUAUCCAACGAAGUUUGCUGGAAAACCUUCUAAAAAAACAUGGCGAUUGCGAGUAUCUCGAAAAAUACAAGAAAGAUGGCAAAAUCGACGUUCAGACUUUCAGGGAGCGAGUUCCUCUGAUUACGUACGAGGAUAUUCAAAGAGACAUCCAGAGGACCGCACAACGAGGGAAACAUGCUAACAUUCUCUGCUGCGAGGAACCAGUUCAUUUCCACCAGAGCGGCGGAACGUCUGGCGGUAAACUGAAAAUGCUACCUGUGACCGGUUCGGCCCGAGAAACGCUGGUCGAGUACUUUGUCAUGAUCGAUGCCUGGUUUCACAUGAAAUCAACCGUGAAGCGAACGUCAGCUGGUGGCAUUGGCAUGACGUUCUUCUUUGGCGGUGACUGCUUGAAGACUCCAGGUGGCCACGACCUGCUGCUUGUGAGCUCUUGGUUCGUCCGACAAUCCAUGUCUGCGUAUCGACAAACACCCGAACGUUUCGCCUCUCCAUUGGAGGUCAUCCUGUGCAGAGAUUUCGCUCAGUCUGUGUACUGUCAGCUUCUAUGUGGACUGAUCAGGUCUGCAGAAGUUGCGAUGAUGUCCAGCUUAAUCAUAAGUGUGCUUGCCACUGCAGUGACGUUCUUGCAAGAGAACUGGGAAGAAUUGUGCAACGAUAUAAGCACGGGCAAGCUUAGCGCAAGAAUCACCGAUCAAAAAGUCCGUCGAGCAGUUUCACAGAUCUUGCAUACCCCGGAUCCCGAGCUCGCUGCUAAAAUCAGAGCCGAGUGCAGCAAAGACACCUGGGCUGGGAUCCUGACCCGCCUUUGGCCCAAUUUGAGAUUCAUAUAAGGAAUUUGUACCGGGUCGUUGCUGUAGUUCGUAGAUCAUUUCGAGUUCUUCACAGAUCACAAAGUUCCAGUCGUCUGUCUUGUCUAUGGUUCCUCGGAGGGAGCCAUAGGCAUGAAUCCGUAUCCUGAUGCUCACCCGAACGAUAUCACCUACGUGUUUCUUCCGCAAAUGGGCUACUUCGAGUUCAGGAAUAUCAGGGAUUCAUCGGUUGUAGAGAUCUCUGACGUGGUAGUAGGAGAAGAUUAUGAGUUCAUAAUGACCAAUCUUUCAGGGCUGUGGAGAUAUAAGAUGGCAGAUGUUCUGAAGUGUGUCGGCUAUAUUCAUUCUUCUCCAGAGUUUAAAUUUCUCGGACGCGAGAAUACUCUCGUAAACGUAGCGCAGGAGAUUGUGCACGAGUAUGAAAUGACCUUGGCUGUGGAAUCAGCAGCAAAACUUCAUCUAUUUGCCGGGGCACACCUUAUGGGCUACACAACCACGGUCAAUGUAAAGUCUUUUCCAGGUCACUAUGUGGUAUUCUGGGAGCUGCAGAUAGAGCAUUCCUCUGCGGAAGGUGAACAUCAAGAGGAGCUCGAACAAUGUUGCUUAGCUAUAGAAAAUAGCCUGAACGAAAAAUAUAGGGCCGAUAGAAAUAUGGGCACGAUAGCUCCCCUGGAAAUUAAUUUGGUGAAACCUGGUUCGUUUUCCAACUUGAUGCAGCAAGCACAAGCUACUCGAUGCUCGACUCAGUUGAAACAAACUCGCACAUACAAACCAGACCACCCAGCCGUGCAGUUCCUUUAUUCUGCAGCCCAACACAAGUUCAGAAGUUCAAAAGCUCUUACCUUAUAAGAAUUGAGAAUCGGGAUCCGGGGACCGUUGUCCAAGUCAUUGUUCGGUUCGCGUCCUGAGCUAUGAGAAGAUGGUUGUUUUUGGGACAUAUAGACCCUCCCAAGGGCUUUGACUGAUAAUGAUUAUCUAAGUAUGAAGCUGAAAUUAAAAUAAAUAAAAUAUACUCGCA